CUGAUUCACUCAGCUGAGGUUGGACCUUGCUGUAAAAAAGUGGUUAGACUUAUGUGUCCAGGGUUUGCUGAACGGUCGUAUCACAGCUGUCUUCCCGUUGCUGACUUUUGCAUCGCUUUUUAGAGAUUUACGCAUGCUGAAUUUUGCUUCAGACUCUCACCCGUUCAAUCUAGUGGACAUCUGUGAGGUGAUGAUGGAGAGGAACAAGCAUGACAGCCAUAUGUCCUGUUCAUCCACUCUGGAAUACAAUGAUCUGGAGGCUGCAGAGGCUUUGGUAUGUAUGAGCUCUUGGGUCCAAAGGACGCACAAGCCUCGCCCACUGACACCCUCCUCAGACUCCUGUGAUUCCCUCGCAUUGCAACCUGAAGUCACCGAGUCCCCUAAAGACCUGGUGUCUCUCUCAUCACUGUGCAUGACCCCUCCCCACAGCCCGAUCUUUGCGGAAACUUCAGGCACAGCAAUUCUCAGUACCUCAGUGGCAGGCUCAAGUCUCAAACCAGUCUUGUCACAGUCCAGACUAUGCCCAGCCUUGACCAACAGGGCGACGUGUCAAGUCAGCCUGCAUCCCAGUACCACAGUCAUGUUCAACUCAUCUCCACCGCAGACCACAGAAAAGCCCUCAUUCCGUAGAGCCACCAGUGUUAUACGGCACACCGCCGACAGAUCUGUGGACCACAACAUUCCAUCACUGACCACAGAGCAAGAGAAGCCAUGUUCUUCGGAAAUCCCUCAACAGCACACAGAGCCCAGUGCCGACCCCCCAGCAGAACUGCAAAUCUGCAAUAGACCACGUGACACUGCAGAUACUGAGAGAACUGCCCCUUCCCCUGACUCCACCAGCCCUGUUAUACCCAUAUCUCAGGCUAUUCCACAGUCUCCCAUAGCAAGCUCCCCAGUGCUAUGUCAAGUGUUUCCUGUUAAUGGGCAGACUGGAAUCAUCUCUGCAUUUGUUCAGACCCCGGUUCAGAUGCAGGCCUCUGGGUCAAAUAAUAUUCUUUCACAGGCUUCCACCCUCUCUCAACCUCUUCUGGUGAGCUCAACCGUGGCACAGGGCACUGUGAUGUUUGUUGUCCCCCAGUCCCAGGCCCCCACCUGUCAACAAAGUGUUGUUACCCUUGGGAACACUAAGCUACUGCCGCUGGCUCCUGCGCCAGUCUACGUGCCCUCAGGUCAGAGUGGGGGAGUGACACAGUCAGAUUUUUCUCGCCGGCGGAACUAUGUCUGCAACUUCCAAGGGUGUAAGAAGACUUACUUUAAAAGUUCCCACCUGAAGGCUCAUCUAAGAACACAUACAGGUGAGAAACCUUUCAGUUGCCAUUGGGAAGGUUGUGUCAAAAAAUUUGCCCGCUCCGAUGAACUCUCCAGACAUCGUCGGACACACACAGGUGAAAAGAAGUUUGUCUGUCCUGUGUGCGAUCGCCGGUUCAUGCGAAGUGACCACUUGACCAAGCAUGCCCGACGUCAUAUGACAACCAAGAGGUCUACAGCAUGGCCUAAUGAAGUUCGUGAUCUCAACAAAAUGGCUUCUUCCUUGCCCCUUCUUCCUGCCUCAAACUAGACUAAAACUCAGACCACUCACCUCAGUCACCUCAGGACAACAUCCCACUGACCAUUUUACAUUGGAAAUACUGUAAGAAAACCAGGGCUGCUACACAACCAUAUACAUAAAAAGUGACAUUGCACUGGAUUUUUUAUUUUCAUCAUGGUUGUUAAAAGGAAUUCUUGUUUACUUAUAUGUAAGUUAUGUCUCCCAAUGUAUUUACUCCCUUUGCCAAAGUAUUUGCAUCAGUUCAUCUGUUACUUACUCUUUACUAUUGUAUAUUUGUACAUAAAUAUCACUAUAUAAAUUAAUGUAAUGUGUAUUCAAACUUGCUUUUAUUGUUGAUAUAUGAAUAAAUGUUAUUGAUGUUACUUCAGUUAAUUGGACAGUAUUUCUGUAUGUGAUACUACCUGCAAUAUUCCAUAUUAUUUAAU
This is a messenger RNA of Xyrauchen texanus (razorback sucker), 1974 nucleotides long. It is a transcript of the gene klf11a, whose product is annotated as Kruppel-like factor 11a. Bases 134 to 1558 code for a protein of 474 amino acids. Lineage: Eukaryota; Metazoa; Chordata; Actinopteri; Cypriniformes; Catostomidae. Gene Ontology annotation, molecular function: RNA polymerase II cis-regulatory region sequence-specific DNA binding; DNA-binding transcription factor activity, RNA polymerase II-specific. The record is from RefSeq and is a predicted model, not a curated record. Gene Ontology annotation, biological process: regulation of transcription by RNA polymerase II. The transcript has 4 exons.